Messenger RNA from Trichoplusia ni (cabbage looper), 2408 nucleotides. Its product is annotated as transmembrane and TPR repeat-containing protein 4-like. Gene Ontology annotation, molecular function: mannosyltransferase activity; protein binding. Bases 212 to 2395 code for a protein of 727 amino acids. The transcript has 11 exons. NCBI's taxonomy places the organism in Eukaryota, Metazoa, Arthropoda, Insecta, Lepidoptera, Noctuidae. Gene Ontology annotation, cellular component: endoplasmic reticulum. The record is from RefSeq and is a predicted model, not a curated record. Gene Ontology annotation, biological process: protein O-linked glycosylation via mannose; endoplasmic reticulum unfolded protein response.
AUCGUUUAUUAUAUUUCUGCUGUGUGUUACAGACAACCAUGCAGACAACAGCACUAUGACGUAAAAUGUUUAUAUGACACGAAUGUCAAUGUCAAAAGAUUCCAAAACACACAGUUAUUAUACUUCGAUCAACGAUGUCAAGUUUUAUAAAAUUGUAAAUUAAACUUGUGUUUAGUUUUCCAACAAACUGACUCAAUAUUUUUAGAAAGUAAUGGCCUAUAAAUUAUUAUGUAUUAUAAGCUUGUCAUCAUUACCGUAUUUAUUUACUUUGACCGGAGACUUUGUUUUCGACGACUCAGAAGCUGUAGUUAAAAACAAGGAUGUUAUUACGGACUCCUGGACUGAACCAUUCUUCAAUGACUUCUGGGGAGCUAAUAUCAAGUCAAAUUUAAGUCAUAAAUCUUACCGGCCUUUGACUAUUUUAUCAUUUAGAAUAAAUUAUUGGUUAAACAAUAAAACUUUAUCUGCCUUCCAAUUCAAAGCAACGAAUCUUAUAUGUCAUGUUAUAUGCUGCAUAUUAGUGUGGAAAGUAUAUCAAAGUAUUUUAUAUAAAAAUAACGGAGCCAAUAUCACUUAUGGAGAUAAAACAAAACAGAAGUUAUUGAACAAUAUAGAUGAGAAUAAGAGAAAAUGGUGGAUGGAUCAAGCAUAUUUGUCUUCUCUGCUGUUUGCAGUACAUCCUGUACAUGUGGAAGCUGUGAGUGGUGUGGUUGGACGAGCUGACCUGUUAGCAGCUAUUACAUUUUUCCUAGCAUUCCUAUUUUAUAAGAAAUCAAUGACUAGUCACACAUAUAAGUACAUCUAUUUAUUUUUUACUGUCUUAUUAUCAGGGAUCUCUAUGUUAUGUAAAGAAAAUGGAAUAACAGUGUUGGGCUUCUGCUUAGCCUAUGAAGUAAUUUUUAAGUUUCGAAUUUGGAAAAGAGAUCCAAAAGUAACGAAAACAUUCUUAAAUAUUAAAUUGCACUUAAGCAUGGAUUCUGUUAUAAGAAUAAGCAUAAUUACAGUUGCUAUAAUAGGACUUCUAUAUGGGCGAUGGCUUGUGAUGGCAGGAACCAAACCAGAGUUCAAACCUAUAGAUAAUCCUGCAGCUUUUGCUGAUAGUCUUUUCACAAAGGUGGCAACAUAUAAUUAUGUAUACUUCCUAAAUCUUUUGUUAUUUAUUUGGCCUAAGUGGCUCUGUUACGACUGGUCUAUGGGUUGUAUACAGCUUGUCCAAAAUCUAACUGAUAGCAGAAUCAUUCUUAUAGCUGUUAUGUACUUAUAUGGAUUUUUACUACUAAAAUCUGUGAUAAGUAGAAAAAAUAUGACAUCACACAGCAGGACAACCAUAUUAGCAGUAUCCUUAAUUGUGAUACCAUUUUUACCAGCCAGUAACAUUUUCUACCCCGUGGGGUUUGUGAUAGCAGAAAGGAUUCUUUACAUACCAUCUGCUGGCUAUUGUCUACUUAUAGUUAUUGGCUUCCGGAAACUUCUAACUGGAAGAAAAUUAUUAGUUUGUAAGAGUGGUGUGUUAAUAUUCCUGUUAUUAUUACUGGUUUAUUCGGCGAGGAGCUGGCAAAGAUCCAUGGAGUGGCAGAACGAAUACGCCUUGUUUGUUAGCGGCCUGAAAGUGUGUCCACUCAAUGCCAAGGUUCAUUAUAAUGUUGCGAAGGCUGCGGACGCUAAUCAUCAAGUAACUUGGGCGCUAGCUGAAUAUAAGGAAGCUAUCAGAUUGUAUCCAGAAUAUUAUCAAGCAAUGAACAACUUGGCGAACAUACUGAAAAACCAAAAACAAUUUGGUGAAGCUGAAUUUUUCUUUCGAUCGGCUGUAAAACUUAAAAGAGAUUUUCCAGCAGCAUGGAUGAACUUAGGUAUAUUACUAGCGAAUACUAACAGAUUUGAAGAAUCAGAACAAGCAUACAAAACAGCAAUAAGUUAUCGAAGAAAAUAUCCUGAUUGCUUCUACAAUUUAGGUAAUUUGUAUCUUGAGAUGAAUAAAACCGAAGAAGCUAUAGAUAGUUGGUUCCAAGCAAUCAACGAAAACCCCAAACAUAUCUUAGCUUGGACAAAUGUAAUGGCAUUAAUGGAUAACACAGGACAAAUCGAUAGAGCUUUGAAGGUCAUACCGAAAGUCCUUACAGAGCUACCAGAGGCUCCAUCAAUUAAUUUCGCUAUUGCCAAUAUGUACGGAAAAAUAAAUCGGUAUGAGGAAGCAGAGCGCCAUUUUAUAAAGGCAAUUAAAUUAUUUGAUACACAAGUGCAGGCCUUACAUUACGCUAAUCUUGGAGUACUCUACCACCGCUGGAAAAAAAAUGACUUAGCAGAGGAAAUGUACAAAAAAGCAUUAAAAAUUGAUCCAAAAUUUAAAACCGCUCGCAAAAACUUAGAAAGUCUUUUUAGACAUAAAAAUAAAUAAUAUGCCUACUGUA